GCGUGCAAGCACCGCAGAAACAAACAAAAAAACACCCGGGAAAUCCAAGCAGCUGUUGCAACCGGUUCCUUCGAGGAGAACGUGAGAAAGAAGCAUGAGGCCCCAGGUGCUGCUCGUCGCACUGGCCGUCUUCGCCGUCCUCGUAGCUCUGCCACUGGGCAAAGCGCACGAGGAGGAGGAGGAGGAAGGGCUUGAACUCGAAGCCAGCAGGAGGCGGUGGCCGUGCUGCGACCAGUGCGGCAUUUGCACCAGGUCGCAGCCGCCGAUAUGCGAGUGCAGGGACACGUCGACGACCGGCUGCCACCCGGCUUGCAAGGCGUGCGCCCUGUCCAUCUCCGACGGCCUCUUCGUGUGCAAGGACAAGAUCGUCAACUUCUGCAAGCGCCGCUGCACCCGUCGUACUGAUGAUGAUGAUGCGUGACUUAUAAUCUAAGUGGGCAAAUAACCUUGCCAAUAAAUAAUUUCCGUUCGGAGCUCCAUUUGCAUCUUUCUCAAGAUGCAGACGACAGGGUUUAAAUAAUCAAGGCGAUGCUUGCUUGCUCGUCGCCUUUUUACUCGUACAGUUU
Messenger RNA from Zea mays, 566 nucleotides. Its product is annotated as Bowman-Birk type trypsin inhibitor. Bases 95 to 421 code for a protein of 108 amino acids. The transcript has 2 exons. Lineage: Eukaryota; Viridiplantae; Streptophyta; Magnoliopsida; Poales; Poaceae. The record is from RefSeq and is marked validated. Gene Ontology annotation, cellular component: extracellular region. Gene Ontology annotation, molecular function: serine-type endopeptidase inhibitor activity.